AUGGCGUCUACGUCUGAAGUGACACAAAAUAAAGCGAUGAAUUCGAUCGGCAAACUAGAAGAAUUUGAUGAAACACGCUGGACUGGACUGCAUAUAGAGAAAGAGUUGAACAGAUGGACCUCGGAAUGUGAGCAAGCCUUUCUGAAAGCAAAGGAGUUAAUUGCAUCCGAGGAAGUCCUUGCACAUUAUGACCCUCAACGCCCAAUCAAGUUAGAAUGCGCUGUAUCUCCGUAUGGGUUGGGGACAGUUUUAACACAAGUCAUGGGUGAUAAUACUGAACGACCAAUGGCUUAUGCUUCAAGGUCCCUUACAAAAACUGAAAAACAUUCUCAGAUAGAUAAGAAAGCAUUGACUUUAGUAUGGGGUGAGAAGAAAUUCCAUACUUACAUAUUUGCACGACAUUUCACCCUGCGAACAGAUCAUAAACCAUUGACAGAAAUUUUCAGUCCAACCAAGGCUAUACCAGCAACGACUGCUGCUCGACUCCAACGAUAUGCAUUAUUCCUUUCAUAGUUUGACUAUGAAAUUGAACACCGUAGUUCAACACAGCAUUGUAAUGCAGACGGGUUGUCCCGUCUACCUCUAGCAACAACUGAAGAUGAAGAAAAUCAGUCUGUUGACCCGGUUGAGGCAUUUCAUGUGUCACAGUUCAGCAUGUUGCCUGUCACUUGGCAGCAAGUACGCAAAGCAACCCAACGAGAUUCUACCCUCGCCCAAGUGUAUGAGCAUGUCAUGAAAGGCUGGCAUGAAAAUAAAGACCCCAACCUGCAACCGUUUUAUUCUCGAAGAAACGAACUAACUGUGCACCGUGUAAGGAUGUAUUAUGUGGGGGAGCAGAGUUGUCAUUCCCACAAGGUUACGAAGCGAAGUACUACAAGUAUUACACGAAAGUCAUGUUGGUGUGGUUAGAAUGAAUGCUCAGGUUAGAAGUUACGUUUGAUGGCCAGGAAUUGAUUUGGAGAUUGAAGGGCUAGCAAAAGGAUGCAGUGGUUGCCAGCGGGUUCAACAUGCCCCCAAAUGCUCACCAUUACACCCAUGGGAGCGGCCAUCUACCCCCUGGCAACGUAUUCAUGUCGAUUUUGCAGGACCAUUCCUUGGAAUGAUGUUUUUAGUGAUUGUUGACUCUCAUUCAAAAUGGCCAGAGGUAAUAACCAUGCACUCGAAAACAACCACCUCCAAUACUGCUGAAGCCCUGCGAACAGUGUUUGCUCGAAAUGGGUUACCAGAACAACUGGUUAGCGAUAAUGGCCCUCAAUUCACUGCAGAGGCCGGUUGUAUAAAACUCUUAAUCACUUUUUUAAUCACUAUUUUGUAGUUAAAAUUAAAUAAUCACGUAGUUUAAUCACGUAGUUAACUCGGUUGUAUAAAAAAGUGGUUAGCGUUAACUGUAGUUAAAACGUAGUUAAAGUUAACGGUGCUUUAGGGUAUCGUUAACUUCUCAAAACGUAGUUAAAAAUGGCGCUUGUAUAAGAGGGAACAACAUUUUUCAGUAAAACAACAAUAAAAAUUAAUGCUUACUGUAACUGGGAUUUUCAAUCGCGCGCUAUCUUCCCUGUGAAUGUUUUCUGACAAUAUAUAAAACUCUUCAAACGCUAUCGCUUUGGUUUUUCGGCGAAAACAACAUAUACUUUUGCACGGGAAGAUUUCUCGAAGACGAGUGGGGCCCAUUACACGAAGAAACAUGAUAUAUCAUUGCCAAACAGUUACACUUUGGUUUAACGUAGACAUCUGAAGUAAAAAUGGCCUUCUUCGUUGAUUUUUAACUUGUUUUAUAGUUUAUUUUUCACUGUUCUGAAUAAAAUUCCCGCCUAUUUGCAAAAUGCGAGUCCACAAUCGUGUAAAAAUGCUUGUCAGCGGUCGUUAAUCGCUGCUUACUUUAUGUAAUUUUGUGUUUAAAACGCCCCGCGCAAGCCCCACGUAAGUUAACUACGUGAUUAGUUAAUCAUCCUACAAGCUACGUUUUGUGCAACGCAAUUAAGUCGUGUAGUUAACUAAUCACAGUUAAGGAUUUAACUACAGUGAUUAACGCUAAUCAUAGUUAAAGUUAACGACGUUUUUUCUACAACCGGCCCCAGAAGAAUUCCAGCUAUUUCUAAAGAAAAACGGAGUUAAACACGUAACUUCAGCACCAUAUCAUCCAGCCACUAACGGCUUAGCAGAAAGAUUCAUUCAAACCAUGAAACAAUCUUUGACUUCAAUGAAGGAAGAUCAUGGCUCCACGCAGACCAAACUAUCCAAAUUCCUAAUGAAAUAUAGAAACACAGCACACAGCACACAGCACGACUGGUGAAACACCAGCAACUCUCUUCAUGGGACGAAAUUUACGCACACUGUUCAUAGUAGACUUGAUCAAACCGGAUAUUCGAAAGCAUGUUAUAGAGAAACAAGUCAGCCAAGCCAAACCCAAAGGUGCUAUUGCUGGUAAUGUACGUCAACUAUUCAUUGGGCAGGCAGUUAGUGUCAGAAAUUACAGAGGGAAGGAAAAGUGGAUUCAAGGAAUUAUGCGUGCUCGAACCGGACCAGUGUCAUACCAGGUCGAAAUUGCACCAAAUGUUAUCUGGAGGAGACACGUCGAUCAAUUACUUGCCUCGGAGAACAUAAACGACACUCACUCAAGAUCUCGAACCAGUUAUAUAUAUUCCAGACUUGGCCAAUGA
Paramuricea clavata is the source of this 2657-nucleotide messenger RNA. The record is from the annotation of a GenBank genome assembly. Lineage: Eukaryota; Metazoa; Cnidaria; Anthozoa; Malacalcyonacea; Plexauridae.